GGCGAACCUAAAGAGGAAACAAAAAUUUCCUGGAAACUACAGUACCUACCCACCUAGGUACUUUGGUACCCUACUGUUCUGUGAGGAACAUACGGGGCCCGGCCAAGUUUCCCCGACCCCGAUCAUGAGUGGCGGAUCCUUCCAAUUCUUACAGCAUGGGGAUCUGUUUUGCAGCCUGGGCGUUGCGUUGUUAACUCCUUCCAUUUUAUUCCCCUUUGCCCUUGAUUUAUGCCUGCUUGGGAUCUGCGACAUCCUUCAUUUCUUUUCUCUUCAUUUUCUAUCGUCUAGACUGUGCCGAGGUAGAAUACCUAACUUACCAAUAUUACAAAAAAUACCACUCUUCCCGCAAACCUGCCAUCUGAUUUGUCUCCAUCCCAUCUGAUUUCUCUCAUCUCCUACUUUCCUCUUUGGUCUUAUUGACUAUUGAAAUCACAUCAGUAAGGCUUCAGACUUUGGACGACAGAUGAUCGAAUCGGGAUAAACACGCCACUGUAUCCUAUCCUGCCUACUAAAACCAGGGCCUUUUGGGUCGCCCUUGUUGGCAUAAUGCUCAACUCCCUCCCCAAUGUCUACGCCCUAGGGCUUGCGGCAAUAUUCCUUGCCGCCGUCUACAUCUACAGAGAUGUCCGGUGGCGCCGGUUUUCUCAACACGCUGAUUUACCACAGCUCAAGCCUUCGUUGGUCUGGGGUCACCUAAAAGCUCUUGGUGAGAGACUCCGCGAGAAACCAGCUGGAAUUCACCAUGACUACGUCUUUUCAGAAAUCGGCCAGGAGUUGGGUAACCCACCCAUGUUCAACUUUGACAUGAGGCCCCUCGCCCGACCCAUGGUUGUGAUCGCCAAUCAUGAACUUGCCGAGCAGGCUAGUCGCGCAUCCAAGACUUUUCCGUGGUCGACCAACAAGUCGCCUACUAUGCAUGAGAUCGCGCCGCUCAUCGGAGAAAGCUCAUUGUUGGGGAAGGAGGGUGAGGAAUGGAAGGCUCUGAGGCGGAGGUUCAACCCAGGGUUCGCGCCCAAGCACCUCCUCAGCCUGCUCCCUUGCAUCCUGGAUAAGACACAGUACUUUAUCGACCACCUCGACCGUCUAGCUAGGUCGGGAGACGAGUUCCUGUUCAACGAGCUUACAACCAACCUCACCUUUGACAUUAUCGGCGCCGUUGUUCUCGAUGUCGAUCUCGAUGCCCAGAGGGGUAAGAGCGAGCUGGUUAACGCCUUUCAGGCCAUGACCAAGACCUUCCUGAAUCCCUCGCCUCCUGGUUUUGCCAGGUUCUUCCUGCGUCAAAAGUUCAUACGUUGGCGACUCCGCAAGCGCAUGGAAACUGUUCUCAGACGAUACAUUAUAGAUUGCCAUGAAAAGCAGAAUCAAGCGCAAGGGAGCAUCGGCCGGUCACGCAGUGUUCUGUCGCUCAGCUUGGAGGGCUUGGAAACACUAGAUGAACCUCUGAUUUCCAUGAUAGGCGACCAGAUGAAAACCUUCUUAUUCGCGGGCCACGAUACCACCAGUAUAGCACUCCAGUGGGCCAUGUACGAGCUCGCGCGCACGCCGCGGGCCCUUGCAGCCAUCCGGGCCGAGCUAGAUGAAAUCUUUGGACCAGAUACGGAUCCUGCCACCGUGAGGGACCAGCUCCUGGGCCCCUCUCGCGAGGAGCUCUAUGCCCGCUUGCAAUACACCUCGGCUGUCAUGAAGGAGACGCUUCGCCUUUACCCGCCUGCUGGAAGUGGUAGGUACGCCCCCAAGGGCAGCAACUUCCGCUUCACGAUGCCCAACGGCCAAGGCAUGUCCCCCGUCAUGGACGACAAGAUUCUGUAUCUUUGUCACUACCUGAUACAACGCGACCCAGCAGUUUACGGCGAGACGGCCAACAUCUUUGAGCCUGAACGAUGGCUCGGAAACACGGAUACAUCAAUGGCUAGUGGCGGAGACCUGAAUGAAGCCGCCCCCGGCCAAGCGGGAGAGAAGCACGCCAUCCCGGCCUCGGCCUGGAGGCCAUUCGAGCGUGGUCAGAGGAACUGUAUAGGACAGGAGCUUGCCAACAUCGAGAUGAGGGUCAUCCUCGCUUGCACUGUGCGCAAGUUCGACUUUGAGAAAGUUGGUAUGGGCGAACUUUUCAGGGACGAGAAGGGCAACUAUGUGAUGGAUGCGUACGGGCAGUAUAAGACUGUCAACAGGCUCUACAACGCAUCUAAAAUCACCGCACAGCCGGCGGACGGGUGCAGAAUGAGAGUAAGGCUGAGUGAUAAGGCCCAAGCUGCUAGCCGAGCUUAAAAGCUUGUCUUUCGCCUUCUUUACCUACAAAUAUAACAAAAACUUAAUACUAAACUGUCCAAG
This is a messenger RNA of Pyricularia grisea, 2328 nucleotides long. RefSeq lists its product as uncharacterized. Bases 547 to 2265 code for a protein of 572 amino acids. Lineage: Eukaryota; Fungi; Ascomycota; Sordariomycetes; Magnaporthales; Pyriculariaceae. The record is from RefSeq and is a predicted model, not a curated record. The transcript has 2 exons. Gene Ontology annotation, molecular function: heme binding; oxidoreductase activity, acting on paired donors, with incorporation or reduction of molecular oxygen; iron ion binding.